UGCUUGAACCUCAGCCUCUCACACCUGAACCUCACUUUGCCGCAGGGAGGCACUGAAUUGAGAAGCUGCCUUGUAUCAGGUCAUACCCCCCUGUUUAUUCCCUUUCUUACACCAAGAAGGGGAAAACACGCAACUACCGCUACCCGAUUUGGUCUCCAUUCGCCUAUUACCUUUACUGCUACAAAUACCGGAUCACCCGCCGGGAGAAGAUGCUGCCUUGUUGUUGUAAAAGCAUCACUUACAAGGAGCAGGAGGACCUGACACUCCGGCCCCGUUCCUGCCUUCAGUGCUCCUGAGUCCCCAGUAGGCCUUCAGGUGGGCAGAAGCACUGAUCAGGGGGACCACAAGCAGCUAAAAGAACUGUACUCGGCUGGGAACCUGACGGUGCUAACUACUGACCCCCUGCUCCACCAGGACCCAGUGCAGUUAGACUUCCACUUCCGCCUCACCCCCCAGACCUCUGCCCACUGGCACGGCCUUCUCUGUGAUCAUCGACUCUUCCUGGAUAUCCCAUAUCGGGCCUUGGAUCAAGGCAGCCGGGAAAGCUUGACAGCCACACUGGAGUACGUGGAGGAAAAGACCAAUGUGGACUCUGUGUUUGUGAAUUUCCAGAAUGAUCGCAACGACAGAGGUGCCCUACUGCGGGCCUUCAGCUACAUGGGCUUUGAGGUGGUCAGACCAGGUCACCCUGCCCUCCCUCCCUGGGACAAUGCCAUCUUUAUGGUGUACCCCCUUGAAAGGGACAAUGGCCACCCGCCCAGUGAACCUCCCUGAACAUGCUUAUUCACAGGCUGCCAGGGGCGGGGAGCCUGGAGGUGAGAACCAAGCAGGCAACAUGUGAUCCGGGAUCCUCUCCUCCAACCUAGGAAUAAAGGGUAGUGCAAUCC
This is a messenger RNA of Echinops telfairi (small Madagascar hedgehog), 887 nucleotides long. It is a transcript of the gene OAZ3, whose product is annotated as ornithine decarboxylase antizyme 3. NCBI's taxonomy places the organism in Eukaryota, Metazoa, Chordata, Mammalia, Afrosoricida, Tenrecidae. Gene Ontology annotation, molecular function: ornithine decarboxylase inhibitor activity. The transcript is spliced from 5 exons. Gene Ontology annotation, biological process: positive regulation of protein catabolic process. Gene Ontology annotation, cellular component: nucleus; cytoplasm. The record is from RefSeq and is marked reviewed.